Molecule: messenger RNA, 528 nt
Organism: Melampsora larici-populina 98AG31
Lineage: Eukaryota; Fungi; Basidiomycota; Pucciniomycetes; Pucciniales; Melampsoraceae
Exons: 2
Coding region: 1-528 (175 amino acids)
Source: RefSeq, a predicted model, not a curated record
AUGGAAAAUAUAGUCACAGGAAUGGCUCUACAAGGUAGCUCAUUUGAAGCAGACAUUGGUGGUAGUAGUACUUCAACUCUUGCUUUUUCUGCUGCAACAGCUCCAAUCAAAUAUGGUGUUCUGGAUGUUGCCAAGGAUGACCGUAUCAACAAAGGUCAAUUGCUUUUGGCAAAGAACAAAGUGUAUACAAAGGAUAUGCAGCAUAUGAAAUCACUUCAAGACAAAGGAAGAAUGUCAGAUCCACCAACACAGUCAGUGUAUGCAAAGGACAUGAGGUAUAGAAAAUUACUUGUAGACAAGGAAAGAAUGUCAGCUCCACCAACACAAUCUUUCAAGAAUGACCCUACAGCAGCUCCAAGCCCUAGCUUGGAUGUAGAAGAAGAAAGUUCUGCUGCUUGUUGGAAAUCCUGGGGGCUAGCCUGCACUAUUGGCUGGUCUGCUUUGACUGCUGUGACAUGUCUAAUGCUUGCAAGCCUAGAAACUGAACAAGGUCAAAAAGUGACAUGGGAUGUGUUGGGGAAAUACUAA